Molecule: messenger RNA, 766 nt
Organism: Micropterus dolomieu (smallmouth bass)
Lineage: Eukaryota; Metazoa; Chordata; Actinopteri; Centrarchiformes; Centrarchidae
Gene: cdipt
Product: CDP-diacylglycerol--inositol 3-phosphatidyltransferase (phosphatidylinositol synthase)
Exons: 6
Coding region: 113-751 (212 amino acids)
Biological process (GO): phosphatidylinositol biosynthetic process
Cellular component (GO): Golgi apparatus; membrane
Molecular function (GO): CDP-diacylglycerol-inositol 3-phosphatidyltransferase activity
Source: RefSeq, a predicted model, not a curated record
CGCGCGCUUGACAAAAAGGAAGUCAUCUCUGGAAAAUUAAACUGUCGCUUGUUGUGAGUUUUUCUUUCAAGAAAUAAAAAGACGACGUUUUUCGGCCCCAUAACCCUCAACGAUGGCGCAGGAAAAUAUUUUCCUCUUCGUUCCCAAUUUAAUCGGUUACGCCCGGGUGGUCUUGGCCCUGCUGUCUUUCUUCUUGAUGCCCUGCUGCCCGUGGCCCGCCGUCUUCUUCUACCUGCUCAGCGGUCUCCUCGACGCCUUUGACGGUCACGCCGCACGGGCGCUUAAUCAGUCCACCAAGUUUGGCGCCAUGUUGGACAUGCUGACUGACCGCUGCGCCACCAUGUGUCUGCUGGUGAACCUGUCCCUGAUCUACCCCUCCUACACCUUCCUGUUCCAGCUCAGCAUGUGUCUGGACAUCGCCAGCCACUGGCUGCACCUGCACAGCUCGACUGUGAAGGGAUCGGCCAGUCACAAGACCAUCGACCUCUCUGGCAACCCGGUCCUCCGCAUCUACUACACGUCCAAGCCGGUGCUGUUUGUGAUGUGCGCCGGGAACGAGCUCUUCUUCUCUCUGCUCUACGUCCUCCAUCACAUCGAGGAACCUUUUGCCUGGCUCUACUGGCUGCAGGGACUCUGCGGGACGAUCUGCCUGCUGAAGUCCGGCAUCAGCGUCCUGCACCUGAUCACCGCUUCCCAGAACAUGGCCGCCCUGGACGCCGCCGAGCGAGAGAAAAGCAUGAAGACACAGUGAGAGAGAGAGAGAGAG